AUGAGCGGCUUUGAUGCGGUUUUUUUAAGCAAACGUGAAUUCCAAGGUGUCCGAAACAUUUUUGAGCUCAUGGCAUUCUUUUUGACGCUACUUCCCGAUUACAUCUCUCGACUAUCCUUCUCUACGCUGUCUCUCGACGGUGCCUCCCAGCUGUCACCUCUCAGUUCGGUGCUUAACGACACAUUUAUUUUGAUGCUUUUCUCCGAGGCUGCAAUUUCGGGUUUUAUUUUUCGGCGACAACUUGCGACGACCAAGGACUAUCACGGGCAAGUCAAUGACUUUGGCGACGAGGAUAAACCGAUCUGGGCGAUCUUUAGUAGUUAUUCAUAA
Molecule: messenger RNA, 330 nt
Organism: Gongylonema pulchrum
Lineage: Eukaryota; Metazoa; Nematoda; Chromadorea; Rhabditida; Gongylonematidae
Source: the annotation of a GenBank genome assembly